Bacidia gigantensis is the source of this 930-nucleotide messenger RNA. RefSeq lists its product as uncharacterized. Gene Ontology annotation, cellular component: nucleus; cyclin-dependent protein kinase holoenzyme complex. Gene Ontology annotation, biological process: regulation of cyclin-dependent protein serine/threonine kinase activity. The coding region runs from base 1 to 930 and encodes 309 amino acids. Gene Ontology annotation, molecular function: protein kinase binding; cyclin-dependent protein serine/threonine kinase regulator activity. The transcript has a single exon. The record is from RefSeq and is a predicted model, not a curated record. Lineage: Eukaryota; Fungi; Ascomycota; Lecanoromycetes; Lecanorales; Ramalinaceae.
AUGGCCUCGCUACGGCCCUCAAGUCCUACACCGCAAAUUCCACCUCCUCCGAGUCCCUCUGCAGAUGCAGGUAUCGCCCCAUCCCAAGAAGUGACCUCACAUGACCAGCAUGACGUUCCCGAGGUUGAGCAAAUCAACAUAUUCAAAUUGAGUCCUAUCGCCGCUCUAAAACUACUUUGCGGUCUAUUGGAGUCCCUUGUGCGUAUCACGGGCGAUGUUCCUCCGACACCGCCAGUCAGUUUCUCUACUAGCACGUCGAGAGUGGAGCUAUCGGAGGAUAAUCAUGCAGAAUUUGAGCGACGUGAGAAGAGGAGAUCUAGGCAGUGGGUUGGAGAUGAUUGCGAUGUGCCACAUAAGGCCCAGACUCCAAUUGGAAGCCCAGAGGCACGUCCACACGAGCCCAACAUUCAGAUAGUUGAUCCCGAAAUUGAACCUUUGGUCUCUCAGCAUGCAACGAUUGCAAGGAAAUUCUAUUCAAAGAAGCCACCACCUAUUUCGUUGGAAGAAUAUCUCACACGCCUGCAUAAGUAUUGCCCCAUGUCCACAGCUGUCUAUCUUGCAACCAGUCUGUACAUUCACCGGUUGGCCAUCAUCGAGGGACUCGUGCCUGUCACGACGCGGAAUGUGCAUCGACUUGUCUUGGCAGGCCUUCGAGUUGCCAUGAAAGCGCUCGAGGACCUCAGUUAUCCACAUUCACGAUUUGCCAAAGUCGGCGGGGUAACCGAGGUAGAGCUUGGAAGAUUAGAAGUCAGCUUCUGCUUCGUUACCGAUUUCAAUUUGAGAGUCACAAGUGAGAUGCUUCUAGAGCACGCAAAGACUGCACGAGAUGGUGGGAGUAUAGGUAAAGCCUCUCUUAGCUUGCAGAUAAAACUGAGAAAGGGCAUGGGUAAGAAGACCGCGCAAAUCGAGACUUCUUCAGAUACCGGCUAG